This is a messenger RNA of Suillus clintonianus, 1001 nucleotides long. RefSeq names its product class II aldolase/adducin domain-containing protein. Bases 99 to 965 code for a protein of 288 amino acids. Lineage: Eukaryota; Fungi; Basidiomycota; Agaricomycetes; Boletales; Suillaceae. The transcript is spliced from 7 exons. Gene Ontology annotation, molecular function: actin filament binding. Gene Ontology annotation, cellular component: cytoskeleton. The record is from RefSeq and is a predicted model, not a curated record.
AUCUGCUUCAUCCAAACCGUCGGCAUGGUUAAGUAUAGAACGAGUCUUGUUUCAUCCCCACAUUCGAUCGCAAGGCAUUGUAAUUUGUUACUACUACUAUGACCGCACCAUCGGGGUACGCCAGCGACAUCUCUACGAAGAUAUUGAAGGAUCAUCCAAAGAAUGUACCGGUUCCUCCAACGUUCUCUGAUGCACUUGAACAUCGAGCGUUUCUGAAAUUUCGCUUGGCUCAGGCGUAUCGUAUCUUCGCAAAGUACGGCUAUGACGAAGGCGUUGCAGGACAUAUCACUGUCCGGGACCCCAUCAGGCCGGAUUGCUACUGGGUCAACCCCUGGGGUGUUCACUUCAAGCUCAUACAGCCUGAGCUUCUCCUUCUCGUAGACCAUGAAGGAAAGAUACAGGACAAGGAGUCCGGACCCUUUCGGUUCCUCAACCGAUCGGCAUACAUGAUUCAUUCAGCCAUUCACGAAGCUCGUCCGGAUGUCAUCUGUGCUGCGCAUUCGCACACUACGUAUGCCAAGGCUUUCGGCUCCCUUGGGAAGCUCCUUGAUCCCAUUACUCAGGACAGCUGUGCGUUUUAUGAGGAUCAUACGUUGUAUAGCGAAUUUCGUGGCAUUGUCGAGGAUCGCGAGGAAGGUCUGGCUAUAGCAGCUGCUCUGGGUUCAAAGAAGGCUGCUAUCCUCCAGAACCAUGGGGGCCUUGUUGCAACCAAGUCGAUUGAAUCUACCAUUUUCUUUUUCAUCUCUUUGGAAAAGUGCUGCAAGGUUCAAAUGAUAGCAGACCAGGCCGCCGCCGCUCUUGGACAGAGACCACGUCUUAUUGACCAUGCAAGUGCGGUCAAAACACGGCAACUUCUUGGAUCUGAGCUAGGUGGUUGGUUCAGUGGGGUUCCCGAGUUUCAGCUCUUGGAGCACGAAGAAGGAAAGAAAUUCGAGUAUACGCCUGCACAUGAGUCGAACCUGUAGCUGACCUAUUUACCAAUAUGUAUUAUGGAGUCCUGA